AUGAAACGGAAGCAGAACGGGGAAGACGGCGUGGCAACGCGCCCAAGCCCUAAGCGCCGGACAAGGGAUGAACCCUUCCGAGAAAGCGAGUCGGUUCGAGAACAGGCGAGGCCCUACCUGCUGGCAGUCGGCAGGCUGCAUAUAGAUGUUCUGGAGACGACGUGGAGUAUAGACCGACUCCCGGCAGACCUCGACAUAAAGCUACGUAUCAACCGUAGAGACCCGAGCCUACCCGAUAACCACGGUCAGAUCUGGACGCAGCUUGUAUCAAUCGCGUCAGAUACAUCAGGAGGAUCCACCAAAGGCGGAGCCGCCCAAGUGAUUGUCGACUAUAAACUCGUGGAGGCCUUACGGCUUGGUGGCGAGAAGAGCUUCCCCACGCCGAUACAAUCGGCGACACGUACGCGCGAUGCAGUCGAGGCUAUAUUCUUUACCAGCGACGGCAGCAAGGGCAGCAGCGCGCCCCACCACCGCAAGGCAGUCCCAAGCCUCGAGUUCGUCGACUUAAGGCGCUUCCUCCGAAGCAAGAAGCCCGAGACGGAGGCUGCAGUCCGGAUACUACAGCACGUCAUCAGCUGGAUCCACCACGCCAGCGCAGUCGACCUCGCAAUGGUCAAUCCCAAGUCGAAAAACAAGCCCCAGCUGCUCAAGUACCUACAGGCUGCUCUCGAUAGUUUAGGCAUGUCGAGGGGUAUGACUAGUAGGUAUCCGGCGGACGCAGCACUACAGCUACAGAAACGCGUCCUCGACUUUGCCCAGCGAAACGCGUCUGCCUUUCAGGCGCCGGAGGUGCAGGCAUAUAUUACCGACAAAAUCACACUCGUAAACACACCCGACUAUAGCAAACGGUUUAACUACGUCGUAUGGGCACGCCUACUACGGAUUGUCCGGCAGGUCGUCGACGCGGAGGAUAACAGCCACGUCCUUAGACCCGAGUGGGAAACAUCGAAUACAAACGAGGGAGGUGUCCCCCGGGCGGAGGUUUCAACACUCAUAAAUACAUUCUGCGCUAGUCUCUUCAAACUCGGAGAUCGGCCGGUUAAGAAGAACGACUCUGCACUUAUCGCUCUCCAGCGUAGGGUUGAGAAGCUCCUGACAUCGUCUACUACCGAAUUACAAGGUAUACUAUCGACUAGUCCAGUUUCGUCGGCUAGUAAAACUAUACCUUACGCCACAGAGGGUGAUGACAGCCUCCUACAGAAGCAGAAACAGCAGCAGCAGCAACGAAAGGCGGGGGCUCUAAGAGAUCUGAGCCCCCCGCCACCAGCGCAGAAGCCUAGAAACUCUCGGGAGAACAGCAGUAAAAGAGCACCUCCAACCCGCGGCGCAAGAGUAGAUCUCCUGUCGGACGAAGAGGAGCCCUCUGCUAUCGAUGAGGCAAUCUUAUUCGCCGACGCGUCAUGGAGGAAUGAGGAAGAGGACGACGAAGAAGAAAAUAGCGACCAGCGAGGCCAUGGCGGAGAAACACAGAGGUGGGCGGUUGAUCACUCUACAGGCCAUCAUCGCCUCCGAGAUCGCUUUAUCCAAAGGGUUUUAGCAAAGGACUUUGAGCCCGAUAACGCACUGAAGAUGAUCCAAGAGAAGCACACCAUCGACUUCGGGUCUAUCCGGACCGGGUGCACCCAGGCGCAGCCGUCAGAUGGAUACUACCCGCAAUUCUUCCUCGACUUCUUUAGCGUUAUAGGCAAGCCUGGUCAGGCUAUAUCGAAGCGCGACGGCCCGAUCUUCGACAACAUUAUCGCGGCCACGCGCGAGACCUGGUUCAUCGUCAUACACCCAGUGACAAGCGAGAUGUCGGAGUUGCCCUCCUCGUCCGCCGACGCCCGCCGGAGGCGGGAGCAGGCCGGCGAGCGAAGCGGCAUGCCCACGCAGUUAGCAAGCGAGUUAGCCUCCUACAUCACCAGCGUAUUUCAAGUUCCCGAGCUCCUGGGGGAGGGCGUCGAGCCCUCGUGGCGCCUCGGCAGGCAGGAAAGCCAGAGGAUCAGCUCCAACCGAGUAAAUAUCGAAAUCGAGCUAGAGGAGCUCUCUAUAACGGACGAUAAGGUUCCUUCUAUAACAGCAGACACGAGGGGUAAUAAGCGUAUAGGAAGCAGCGGUAAUAGCAUCGACAACACGCGUUACAAGGGUAUAUUAUCAGAAUAUAACAGCCUCCGGAAACUAAUAUCUAAGUUAGAAGCGCGCUUCCACCUAGAAAGCAUAACCGCCGUAUCAUACGCGCUCGCCGUCUAUAUCAAUAGCGACAGGGUAGUAGCCGACAACAAUAGCGAAGCCAGUCAGGCAGAGACGAGGAGCCUGCUUAUCGACAGGAACAUGAUCACGAGGGAAUUCGCAAGCGCUCGGGACUACACGUUCUAUCCGCAGGCAUUCCAUCCAGUAUAUGGAAACAUAUCGUCUAGCCGCCCGCCCAUGUUUCUGGACUCACUCUUCGCAGCCAUGAAGGGUAAUAUGAGCGACCGGAACGAGGGUGCUGAUGUGUUAUCCUUUGGGUACUUCCAGGGCUACUCGAACAUCAAGCGUAGCGUCCGUCACAGCCCCCACGACCUGUUGGCAACGAAGGGCUAUGCGACAGCGGCGCUAACCGUACCAACGUCAGACGCCGGGGCCACAUGGGCUACAAGCCAAAAGCGCGAACGACUAUUACGCAUUGUCCGCGGACCGGACGAGUCUAAACCCUUCGCAAGAGAACGACAGCAGAUCAACGUUGCGAUCGGGGCCGAGGAGGUUGCCUUCCGGCUCGAGCAGGUAGUCUCCCUGGACAUGCGGCGUAUGGUCGGCGGACAGCGGACGUUCGAAACCGUCAUCAGACCCAUCUUCCAGAUGAUGCGGUUCUUCCUCGUCGAGCACGAGUCGUAUGUACACAUCUUCCGGUCUAUGCCGCUCGAGAUAUUCCCCCGGAUCAUGUGUGCCUACUCCAGGCUUUUCGAGGUCGUCAUCGGCGAGAUGGAGCGCCAGUUCGUCAUCGGAGGGGAACAGGGGCUUGAUCUCGCGCGCUCCGAGGCGAUCGCCGUCAUCGAUCGCCUAGGCGGUUAUAUGUUCUCGGGCCACCCGCGGCACCUUCCCAAGACCAUACUGCGGCCGCUCGGCACGCUCGGAAGCCUCUGGGCCGGGGGCUGGCCCUUCAUCGACCCGGCCGUCUUAAACCUCGGAGCUUCGGGGUCGUCAGGAGGGGCAGUCAUCAACAUGUCGCGGUGGCCCCACUCCGCCAAGACGGGCCGGCCCGAGCUGCUCCACGUCCGGGAGCUGCACCACCACUAUGGCGCCCGGGUGGCCUCCUGCCGCGAGAGCGCCGUAUGGUUUGCACAACUCGGCGAGGCCGCGUUCACCAGCAAGACGGCCGUCACGUCAUUCGCCCAAGAGCUCAUCCGCGAACUCUGGAUCCCGCAGACCAAGGAUUUCAUCAUCCAGCAGCUCAGGCGCCGCCUCCACGAGGGCAGCAGCAACCAGGGUAGAGAUCCCAUCACCAUGGAAGAUAUUGCCAUGUGCGAGAGAGCAAUAUCCACCUGGGAUGCAGCGACUGACGCAUUCACGUGGAGGGCACUCCGGCAGCUCUGUCAGGGCUUGAAGCCCGGUGGGAAGCGUGUAGCCGUGACGGUAUCGGGCCAGCGCGCGCGGCAGGAUUUCGUAUCCGAAAUGGUACGAGUAGUCGGAAGCGAGAAGGGCAGAGACGCCUUCUCGGCGAAGAACGCGACAUGGCCCCUGACGCUUCACUUCGCCAUCGCCAACAGCCGCAAGUCGCAAGGUGGGAUCGACCUGGGAAUGUGGGUUGGGGCCGUCCUGAGCUGCCUCGUUGUUAGCGGUAUCGAAUGGGUACCCGACUCGGUCCGCGGCCGUUUUACCUCGAGGAGUGUCGUACGGCUGGGGGGUGCAGCCAUACCGGAGCCGGUACCGUCGGGGCCGCCAGGAUCCCUGCGUCGGGAAGCACAGGAUACAGAGAUCAGACACAACCGGGUCCUAAGGCAGAGGGCGCAGCGCCAGGAACAACACGGUGCCCGAAUCGAUUUCGGGUGUCCCGUCCCGUUUACAAACAUUCCCAACCUGAUCCUCUCCGGGUUCGAGAAAGCAAAGGCGAUGUUUUCCAACAAGGGGGAUAGUAAGGUACUCGAACACUAUCAGCUUGCCAUCAACUGCCUCGCCGAGAACAUCGACGACUAUAGGUGUCAGCUUAUGCUGAUGAUCACGCUGACGAUAUGUUCGUCCUCCGAGACGCCCGAGGUCGCUCUAAAAGCGAAUAAAUUCACUAUAGCGGACAAACGAAAGGACCCAGGGCAACUCGCCCUCGUCAUGGUCACACGAAUGAUGUGGUUCCUCUACCCUGCGUCUUUCCCAUGGGCUAAAAACUCUGGCGGUACUGCAUACGACGUAGCCGAGAUGACAAAAAAAGUUGAGCAGAAAGGCUGCAACAACCGUGUGCUCAAGGUGCUUUGUUAG
Colletotrichum truncatum is the source of this 4428-nucleotide messenger RNA. Lineage: Eukaryota; Fungi; Ascomycota; Sordariomycetes; Glomerellales; Glomerellaceae. The record is from RefSeq and is a predicted model, not a curated record.